This is a messenger RNA of Dicrocoelium dendriticum, 1581 nucleotides long. The record is from the annotation of a GenBank genome assembly. Lineage: Eukaryota; Metazoa; Platyhelminthes; Trematoda; Plagiorchiida; Dicrocoeliidae.
AUGUGUCGCUGCACUUCUGUGCUAUCUCAAAGUGUCAUUGAUAAGGUCAGCUUGUUCAGUCAGGUCCCCUCCACUCAUGUAAUUCAAGUGGUCGACUGCGACGACUUGUAUGAGGUUCCCAUCCUAUUAGACAAGCAAGGUAUUUGCGAUCUCCUCCUCAAGCACUUUUGUCUGACCCCGAAGCCUGUGAUUGAGGUGCCUGUGUUGGCAAAGUGGAAGGCAUUGACUCGACGCCUCAAACAAGCCAGCCAGAACAUAAGCGUGGCGAUAGUCGGAAAAUACACCAAGCUAGAUGACGCUUACUUAUCACUAAUCAAGGCUUUGCGCCACGCGGCCAUCUACGCAGAUUGUCGUGUGAACAUCCGGUUGGUGUGUUGCGAGAACCUCGAAAAUCAGGUUCGUUUAUUAAGUCCAGACCAGUACCAUCAAGCCUGGCUCACUGUGAGCAGUUGCGAUGCUGUUGUGGUAGCUGGCGGUUUUGGACCUCGGGGCCUUGAAGGGAAGUUGGAGGCAAUCCGUUUCUGUCGCGAGCGUGGUGUUCCCUUUCUCGGUCUUUGUCUUGGCCUGCAGUGCGCAGUGAUAGAGUUUUCCCGAAACGUCCUUGGGUUGACAGAUGCCAAUUCCACCGAAUUUGAUGCUCACUGCAAGUUUCCCGUUGUAAUCGAAAUGCCUGAAUUUAAUCCAGGACAUAUGGGUGGCACAAUGCGGCUUGGGCGCCGUCGAACCUCGUUUUACUUGACGGAUACCGCGGUCGACUACUUGAAUAGGAAUUAUAGUUGUGCAGACAUUCCAGUCUCCGGAUGUGGUGACGGACCAGGACCGCUUCGUACUGACAGCGUCGUACACCGUUUGAUCAACGCACCGUUUUUUGAUGCACGGCAUCGACAUCGGUAUGAAGUGAAUCCGGAGUUUGUCAACACACUGGAAACCGCCGGAUUGGCGGUUGUGGGACGUGACUCUGAUGUGGGCAAUCGGAUGGAGGUCAUCGAACUCUUUCGCCCAUUGCCUCACGGAACUACCGUUAGUCAGUUGGAAAAUUGUUUCCCACCGCCUGCAAAAUUGGACAUUCAAAUGCCAAAGCAGAGUCCCGUUCGACAUCCCUUUUUCGUCGCAACUCAAUUUCAUCCGGAAUACACGAGUCGACCGGCUCAUCCUUCCCCCUUCUUUGUUGGCCUUGUCCUUGCGGCUUGUGGUAAACUCGAGCAGCACUUGCAACGACCGUUCCGCUUGAGCCCCACUAUGCUGCUGGGUGAACUGAGCACAUACUCUUCUUCCUCUCAAUUACAGGAAGGUGGGACAGCGAAUAGUCCAAACACAGAAAAACGUCCCAGCGCAGACCAGUUAGUGGAUGAAGUUAACGCCAAACUGAAUUUGUCGACUAGGAAUUUGGCCCACAGUGAAUUUUCAUCUCGACGUCAACGAAUAAGUGAACUACUCAUGCAACGUGUCUUUCGCAUUUUAUGGAGAGCAACCGGUCGCAUUUCGUCAACGCAGUCUUAUCGUGACGUUUGUUUCCACAUGUAUUUUUGUCAGAUUUGUACCCAAUCAAAUACAUUUUUACCAUCCAUACAGACUUAUUGA